This is a messenger RNA of Sander lucioperca (pikeperch), 4582 nucleotides long. RefSeq names its product transportin-2 (gene tnpo2b). The record is from RefSeq and is a predicted model, not a curated record. The coding region runs from base 224 to 2935 and encodes 903 amino acids. The transcript is spliced from 24 exons. NCBI's taxonomy places the organism in Eukaryota, Metazoa, Chordata, Actinopteri, Perciformes, Percidae. Gene Ontology annotation, biological process: protein import into nucleus. Gene Ontology annotation, cellular component: cytoplasm; nucleus. Gene Ontology annotation, molecular function: small GTPase binding; nuclear import signal receptor activity.
UUGUCCAGUACGGAAGCCGAACAUGAUCAAACUGAUCACCCGGCUUGAAUGCAAGGCAUGCAAUCUCUGUCACAUACCAGCUAACGUAGCAACCACACAUAUCCACAGAGAGUUUGUAUUUAGCUGCACAGAUCGCAGUCAUACUGUAUUUAAUGUUAGCCGUCACAGCGUAACUGCACUAUAAUCUAUAGAAAUAUAGAUCUACCACAUCGGAGUGACCAGGAUGGAGUGGCAGCCAGAUGAACAGGGUCUGCAGCAAGUGCUUCAGCUACUCAAGGACUCCCAGUCCCCAGACACAGCAACACAGAGAGCUGUGCAAGAAAAACUGGAGCAACUUAAUCAGUUUCCAGAUUUCAACAACUAUCUCAUCUUUGUCCUCACAAGCCUCAAAUCUGAGGACGAGCCCACUCGCUCUCUGAGCGGUCUCAUACUGAAGAACAAUGUUAAGGCUCACUACCAGAACUUCCCUCCCACUGUGGCUGACUUCAUCAAACGAGAAUGCCUCAACAACAUCGGAGAUCCUUCACCGCUUAUCAGAGCUACGAUCGGCAUCCUGAUCACGACCAUUGCCUCUAAAGGAGAGUUGCAGACCUGGCCGGAACUGUUGCCUCAGCUUUGUAAUCUGCUCAACUCCGACGACUAUAACACCUGCGAGGGUUCUUUUGGAGCAUUGCAGAAGAUCUGCGAGGAUUCAUCAGAGUUGUUGGAUAGCGAUGCUCUGAACAGACCUCUCAACAUCAUGAUCCCCAAAUUCCUACAGUUUUUUAAGCACUGCAGCCCCAAGAUCAGGUCCCAUGCUAUAGCGUGUGUAAACCAGUUCAUCAUUGGUCGAGCUCAGGCUCUGAUGGAUAACAUUGACACCUUCAUUGAGAGUUUAUUUGCACUGGCCGGUGACGAGGACAGUGAAGUGCGGAAGAACGUGUGCAGGGCUCUGGUCAUGCUGCUGGAAGUCCGCAUUGACCGCCUCAUCCCACACAUGCACAGCAUUAUCCAGUACAUGCUGCAGAGGACCCAGGACCCAGAUGAGAACGUGGCUCUGGAGGCCUGUGAGUUCUGGCUGACUCUGGCUGAACAGCCCAUUUGCAAAGAGGCCCUGUCUGGGCACUUGGUCCAGCUGAUCCCUAUCCUGGUGAAUGGGAUGAAAUACUCUGAGAUUGACAUUAUUCUUCUAAAGGGUGACGUUGAAGAGGAUGAGGCAGUUCCUGACAGCGAGCAAGACAUCAAACCUCGCUUCCACAAGUCCCGCACCGUCACUCUGCAGCAUGAAGGAGGGGAGGGCGAGGAGGGGGAGGACAUCGACGAAGACGAGGACGACGAUGAUGACACACUGUCUGACUGGAACCUACGGAAGUGUUCGGCCGCGGCUCUGGACGUUCUUGCCAACGUGUUUCGUGAGGAGUUGCUUCCCCAUCUCCUGCCCCUGCUCAAAGGACUACUGUUCCACCCUGACUGGGUCAUUAAGGAGUCUGGCAUCCUAGUGCUGGGAGCUAUCGCUGAGGGUUGCAUGCAAGGCAUGGUACCUUACUUGCCUGAGCUCAUCCCCCACCUCAUCCAGUGUUUGUGCGACAAGAAGGCCCUGGUCCGCUCCAUCGCCUGCUGGACCCUCAGCCGCUACGCCCACUGGGUGGUCAGCCAGCCCCCUGACGCUCACCUCAAACCCCUCAUGACUGAGCUGCUCAAACGCAUCCUGGAUGGCAAUAAGAGGGUACAGGAAGCAGCAUGCAGCGCGUUUGCCACCCUGGAGGAGGAGGCGUGUACAGAGCUGGUGCCUUACCUGAGCUUCAUCCUGGACACGCUGGUUUUUGCUUUUGGGAAGUACCAGCACAAGAACCUGCUCAUCCUCUAUGAUGCUAUAGGAACACUGGCAGACUCUGUGGGACACCAUCUCAACCAGCCUGAGUACAUAGAGAAGCUGAUGCCUCCGCUGAUAGCCAAGUGGAACGAGCUAAAGGACGAAGACAAAGAUCUCUUCCCUCUGCUUGAGUGUCUGUCAUCUGUUGCCACGGCGCUGCAGAGCGGCUUCCUCCCCUACUGCGAGCCUGUCUACCAGCGCUGUGUCACCCUGGUCCAGAAGACACUGGCUCAAGCCAUGGUGAGCCCCACUCACAUGCACAUGGACUUUGCAGAGAUGUACAGUCAGCAGCCAGACCAGUACGAAGCACCCGACAAGGACUUCAUGAUCGUGGCAUUGGAUCUUUUAAGUGGCUUAGCUGAGGGACUGGGGGGGCACGUGGACACGCUUGUGGCCCGCAGUAACAUCAUGACGCUGCUUUUCCAGUGCAUGCAGUCCCAGGAUACGAUGCCUGAAGUAAGACAGAGUUCAUUUGCUCUACUGGGUGACUUGACCAAGGCUUGCUUCCCUCAUGUUAAACCUUGUAUUGCUGAAUUCAUGCCAAUCCUCGGGACAAAUCUGAACCCGGAGUUCAUCUCUGUCUGCAACAAUGCUACCUGGGCCAUAGGAGAGAUCUGUAUGCAGAUGGGAGUGGAGAUGCAGCCGUACAUCGCUAUGGUUCUGAACCAGCUGGUUGAGAUUAUUAAUCGCCCCAACACCCCCAAGACCCUGCUGGAGAACACCGCAAUCACCAUCGGGCGACUGGGCUACGUGUGUCCUCAGGAGGUCGCGCCCAUGCUGCCGCAGUUUAUCCGGCCCUGGUGUACGUCUCUGCGGAACAUCAGAGACAACGAGGAAAAAGACUCUGCCUUCCGUGGGAUUUGCAUGAUGAUCGGUGUGAACCCAGGAGGCGUGGUGCAGGACUUCAUCUUCUUCUGUGACGCAGUGGCCUCCUGGGUGAAUCCUAAGGACGAUUUGAGAGACAUGUUCUAUAAGAUCCUGCACGGUUUUAAGGAACAGGUUGGGGAGGAGAACUGGCAGCAGUUCUCAGAGCAGUUCCCUCCACUGCUGAAGGAGAGACUGGCAGCCUGCUAUGGCGUUUAGAUACUCUACACCCACCCAAGAGGUGAGCCAGCAGGAGGAGGGUGAAUGGGAAACUCAUCCAUCUGUGUAUUGCACUGCCCUGAUCUGGGGGGAGGGAGAGGGACGCUAUUGGCCGCUCCCCCUGACGGACGGCCCCCACGCCCUAUGUGUUUGUCCAUAGAGGGAGGGUGGGCGGGUGGGAGGGUGGGACAGAGGGACACCUCUAGAUUAACUAGGCAGGGACCCGACACAGAAAAACUAACUGGUAGGGACAGAUAGAGAGGGACAGAGACAGGAACAUGAAGAAGAGACGGAGGGAUAGACAUGUUGGGAAAGAGGGAGGCAGGGAGAGAGACCAGUAGAGAGCGUUCAGGGAAAGAAAGGGUGGGAAAUCAGUAACAAGGCAGGGAAAAAGAGCGACAGAAAGGUCUGUUAUUACUGGGAGGACAGGGACAGUUGAGAUUUGAAUAGGAUUCUUAAACUCAAGAGUAACCGAUAGCUUGACCGACAGACAGACCAACACAGACUCGCACACAUUUACACUUGCACACACUGCACAUGCAGUACAUGGAACUGACUGUGGGUGGCACUAUUAUUCAGACUUUUUGAGACCUACAUGUAGUUAGGGACAGACAGACAGGGGUCUAAACUCUGUUCGUUUUCUGGGUGAUAUAUUUCUUUUCCGGGGAAUAGGAUUCAAUAUGAAUUACUUCAUCUGUACUCACUGAAUUCUACUUAGCUGUAUAAUCUUGCGAUCCGCUAUCUAUGUUUCCUACCUUUCACUUUGACCAGAGUGCUGCUUCACAGAGCUAUCCAUCUAUUAGACAUUCCUGUCACGUAUUCAGAGAGAGAGAGAGAGAGAGAGAGAGAGAGAGAGACUUUCCUCGUGGCUUCACAGAAACCGUUCUUCUAGGAAGGGAGGAUUAGGGCUAACAUUUGUUUUCUCACCAGAGGGGAGGAAAUCGUAGAAAGAAAAAAAAAAAAUCACAUCCUCAGUUGUCCUCUUUGAGGUUUUGUGUGUGUAAAUGCGAGUGUGUGUGUGUAUGCGUGUGCAUGUGCAGUUUGUAAAUCCUCACUUCGGCAUUCUAUGUUAACAGUGUGUGAAAUAUGUAUUGUUUUGAUAUGGUACCGAGUUAAAACUUGACUCCCACUGCAAUGUCCUUGGCACCUGUUAACUGUGACCAAGUGUUUGUGUGUGUGCGAAGGAGUGAGUGUGUGUGUUUAUGUUUAUGUCUACAUUCGUACUGAUAUCCAUUUGAUGCCAUAUUGAUAUCUUAAGUAAAACAGUGAUUGGCAAUGUCAUUGUGAUCUUUAUAAUGUUUUCAAAAUGGUCCAUAUUUUGUUAUUUUUGUUAUUUUUUUUGCUGCUACUGAUAAUUUUUGUUUCUAUAGUGGACUUAAAUUCGCACAAUUAACGCAAAAAACCCAUUUCAAUUAAUGCUAUUUUCUUCAGUGACUGUUAAGUUGGUUUUGCACUUUUUUAUUUUAUUUGACCUUCUUUUCUUUUUUGUAUGGACUUUUUUUUUUUUUUAACCUCACCCGUUUGAUAUGUCUUGACCCCAAUGUCAGUGUUUGUCAUACUGUGUUGCACUGUGAAAUUAAGUGUCUUUGACUGGCAAAAAUAUUCCAAUACUAAAUGGCAAAUAAAAACAACUCUGUGAAACUGGGA